CAAAGAAACUCGUUCAACUUGUUGUUGACUUAAGACGUGCGCCGGCAGCCAACUGUAAUUGUUAAUUUUGUUUGUGAAUUGUUGUUAGAAAAUAAUAGAAGUCUUCGCGAUAUUAAUUAUCAGCAUGAAAGUGAUUCAGUUUGUCUUCGUUUUGUGUUGUCUUUGUGUGUGCGCAACUUUUGGUGCUCCAAGAUUGCAACAGCCAACGAAGUGGCAACCCGUUGCUGUUACAACUGUCGCACCAGCAGUAAAGAAUUUCGCAAGAACAGCAAAGAGAAGUCCCCAAACAGAUUCACAGUUCAAUGAAACGAAUUUCGCUUUUCCGCUUUUGCCGAAUAACACCGAUGUUGUGCAUGAAUCGGAAAGUGAGCAUAGCGGAAAAAUUUACGAUCAUAAGCAUCGAAUGUUGCUGGCGGUGCAGUCGGAUGUGAAAGUGCGUGAUGGAGUUAAACAGCAAGAAAAAUCGAAAAUUUCCGCCACAAGAAACGAUGAUCCGGAAGCGCGAAAACGUUUUAAGGAGGGAUUAAAAGACCUUUUAUCGAAGCUCCACCCAACGCUACCGGUCUCUGCCUCCGGUAUAGAGUCUGAGUCCGGAUUAGAUCGAACCAAUGAAAACGUUAAUGGCGGACUAAAAACUCAGCAGUCUAAAAAUCGUCAACGUUCUUCAGCAAGUCUCAAGACACUUGAUUGUGAAGACAUUCCACACAGUGAAGCGUUAUUGAAUUCGGCAAUUUUGAAGGAAUUGGCAGACGCACAAAGUCUAACAAAACCUGAUGUCAUGUCAGCUGUCAGUAUUGAAGGUUUAUCAGAUUUGAGGAGAAAAUUGCUGAAGUCACGCCGUAAUCGAAUGAAAAUGCUGCCGCCCUUUCGCAGAUAUCCUCAUUUCUCUUGGCCACCGCAUUCGCCUGCUUAUAACAGUUUCAACUUGCAACAUCCUUAUAACUGUGAUUGUAAUUAUUUCAUAAAUCCUGUAAAUGAUAUUGGUGUACCAACUAUCGAAUACAUAUGGGAAGAUUAUGAUGAUAUCGGUGAAAAUGGCGCUGAUGUUGUAGAAGCGGUUAAGAAAGUGGUGAAAUGAAGAGGGUUGAAAAAAAUUAUACUGGAUUAUAUAAAUUAUAAAGUAAUUAUCGAAUUAUUCAUAAAAAAUUAAGAAAUAGUUUAAAUAAGCAAUGC
Messenger RNA from Bactrocera oleae (olive fruit fly), 1173 nucleotides. RefSeq lists its product as uncharacterized. The record is from RefSeq and is a predicted model, not a curated record. NCBI's taxonomy places the organism in Eukaryota, Metazoa, Arthropoda, Insecta, Diptera, Tephritidae.